AUGUCUACAAACGGUGGGCACAAGAUGCUACCUCUGCAUUCCAUUUUGAACCCUGCCUUCUCUGGGCAGCCUAUGGUCGGUUUACGACGGUCUGAUCCUGUGUUGGCAUUACCAUCAACAACAUUACCGACGAAAGCACCACAAGCGACGACACUGGUAUCGCCACCUGCUCAAAAGGCAAAAUCACCAGGAAGCACCGACAGUAUGCCCAAGCCGAAACCACAGGGGCUGGUCAAUUUUGCCCCUUUUGAGGACGUCGAUCCAGCGUCGUAUCGAGAGGUUCGACGUUUCCAAGUCAGUCCGUUUGGACAGAUACAACAUAGUUACGACCACAUCCCUUACAGCAGCUCAAAGAAGGACUUUUUCGAAAAGACGGGAAGAGAGAGCAUCGAAGCUUUCAAAUAUGAGUUUUGUUACAACGGGGCUAGCUACACCGUCAUGUGGGACUAUAAUGUUGGUCUUGUUCGCAUGACUCCAUUCUUCAAAUGCUUGGGGUACGCAAAGACCAAGCCAUCGCAAAUGCUAGAUAGAAAUCCGGGACUGAGAGAUAUAUCGCCCAGCAUCACCGGAGGCGCCGUGUCAGCUCAAGGAUAUUGGAUGCCAUAUCCUUGCGCAAGAGCUAUAUGUGCGACCUUUUGCACCAGAAUAGCGGGUGCAUUGAUACCGCUCUUUGGCCCGUCGUUUCCUUCGCAGUGUACUCCUUCUGACUCGCCCUACUACAACGAGAUGGUGAUCAGCCAAAGGAUAAUUAUGGAAGCUACUGAGGAUGUCGCACGAUUUCGUUAUGGACAAAGAAAUCAAGUCAUGAAGACUGUCGGUGGAAUAAGUGGCCCUCUGGUACUUGGAGAGUCUCUUUUGCGCGGCAAACGGGAAAUCCAAGCAACGCCCUCGUUUAGACUACCGUCGCGCCCCCAACCAUCGCGUUUUCAACCCUUAUUCACCUCGAUUCCAGAGACUAGUUUCGACCAACAUCCUAUGGCAGUUUCGGCUCCGACUACAGCUUGCGAAGCCCGCGAGGUCAACCCAUUUUCUCGAGUGAGCCAGACCGCCAUUAAUCCAUCUGUUCUCGACCCUAAGCUGUUCCAACCACCGAGCUCUUUCUUCGAUGCGUCACCCCGAACGGAGACGAGCGAAUCUGAGAGACACCGAAUUGGGAAAUGGAGACCUAAGCGUCGUAGACGAGUCCAUGAUGAUGCUGGAACAGCAUAUUCUCCCAACCCACCUAUGGAAGCGUACGAGGAGAGACGACCACAGCAGGAGCUGGAGCACUUCAGAGCAGCCGCAGCACUGUUGAGUCUUCGUAGACAGCCUCAAGAUGCAGAAUAUUCCUCUGCGAUAGUCGUGGAGGCAUCGGAUGACGACUUUCCUGAGCGGCGUCACCAGAAGAAACGACCAAAGGCACACUCCUUUUAA
Molecule: messenger RNA, 1413 nt
Organism: Trichoderma virens Gv29-8
Lineage: Eukaryota; Fungi; Ascomycota; Sordariomycetes; Hypocreales; Hypocreaceae
Exons: 4
Coding region: 1-1413 (470 amino acids)
Cellular component (GO): SBF transcription complex; MBF transcription complex
Molecular function (GO): DNA binding; transcription regulator activity
Source: RefSeq, a predicted model, not a curated record